UUUAUAUAUAGGCCAACUAGCAUGACCCCACUACCCCCUCCCUCCCUUUGUUUCUGGAGCUUAUAAAAGACACGCAUUGCCACCUAUUCACACAUAUCAGUUCUCUUGAGAGUUUACUUUAAAGAGUCUUCAGCCAAUCCUACCCCUACCUAACACAUCAUCCAUCUCCCUCUCCAUAUUUGUUUACUAUGGCAUCUAGCUCAAUGUCUUCACGUGGGUCGGGUUCAUGGACUGCUAAACAGAACAAAGCCUUUGAGAAGGCUUUGGCUGUGUUUGACAAAGAUACCCCUGAUCGAUGGCAUAAUGUAGCCAAAGCUGUUGGUGGCAAAACAGCUGAGGAAGUGAAGCAGCAUUAUGAAGUCCUUGUGGAGGAUGUGAAGCACAUUGAAAAUGGUCGAGUUCCUUUCCCUAAUUACAGGAGAACCACCGGAGGGGGAUAGCUAAGUUAGCUUAAGGAUAAUGAAUCCAAAACGCGAUGAAGAAAAGCACGGACAUGGAGAACUAGCAACAAUAAAGAUGCAACGAUUAUCGACUUCGAUGCAAGCAGAUGUAACUAGUAAUUUGAAAUUCCUUGAUGCAAUUUUAUUUUCUGCUAUAAGUUUAGCAGAAAAGCUCUUUUUUUCUUCCUAUGCUAAUUGUAUAUGUUGAUGGAGUGAAUUCACACGUGAACUGUGAUUCAUCGCAACUUGUUCGAUCAAAUGUAUGUUGAUUAUAUUGGUUUUGAAUUAUACAAAUCGAUUUGCAAAACAUAACAUAA
Molecule: messenger RNA, 757 nt
Organism: Lactuca sativa (garden lettuce)
Lineage: Eukaryota; Viridiplantae; Streptophyta; Magnoliopsida; Asterales; Asteraceae
Product: protein RADIALIS-like 1
Molecular function (GO): DNA-binding transcription factor activity
Source: RefSeq, a predicted model, not a curated record